GACUGUUUUCUGAGCUGUCUCCCUACACAGAACUCUGCUUGUGUGAGCUCAAGACUUCUCUCUCUCAUUCUGGGUUCCACACUCAGAACUCAGGUAUCUACUCCCCAGCUGGUAGUUCCCUUUCUCUAAAAUGAAGGACAAAAGUCAGAAAACAACCAAAGAUCUUUAGAAAAAUGAGAUUGCCUAGAAGUGGGAUGGAAACAGAGGGAAAGGUGGAGUCAGACUACCCAAGACAAGGCUCUCACUGCUGGAGUUUUGAAGGAAGGGGAACUAGGUGAACCAGUUGCCAGGACAACCUGCUGUUGGGGCAAGGGCAGUCGGGGCAAGGAUAUGGGAGACCUGUGGCUGCUCCUGCUCCUGCCCCUGUCCCUGGCAGCCUUCCAUGGGGUCAAAGGCUGUUUGGAAUGUGAUCCCAAAUUCAUCGAGGAAGUUAAAUCCUUGCUUGGAAAGCUGGUACCCCCAGAAGUCCCUGGCCGAACUCAUAUGCUUGAACGGCAGAUGAAGGAGAUGAUCCGUUUAAGCUUCAAGGUCUCCCACAGGGACAAGAUGCUUCGGGUGUUGGCUGUUCAAAAGGUUGUCAAUUUGAGAACAUGGCUGAAGAUCGAACUUGAUAAACUGAGCAAGGAAACAUGGAAAGGUGUCUUUAUCCUUCAAGGCAGGCUUCUCGAUAUCCGCAAAAACCUGGACUCCAAACUGGAAAAACUAUUAAAGAAAUUCUCUGAAGUUGCUUGUUCUGAAGAUUGUGUCGUGACUGAAGGUCCUAUCCUGGAUUGUUGGACAUGUCUUCGCAUCACCUCUCGAUGUUUCAGAGGAGAAUAUUGUGAAGAGGAUGAUCCAAAGAAGGCUGAGAAUCGAGAAAUUGGACUAUUUCUGAUAUUAUUAGCAGAAGGUGUAAUAUUGGGAGGUGUUUUGCUGCUAUUCCAUUUUUGCAUCUCUCACCGGAGGAAAAUGAAGGCAAUACGAAGGUCAUUAAAGACAUACUUGGAGAAGAAACUUGAAGAAUUAAUGGGGAUAAAGGAUGAGAAGGAGAAAGAUUUCAGAGGCAGAGAAUAAAUACAUAGACACAGGCAGGAGGUCUUUCUUAAUUCUCUUAUAUGUUGACUCCAAGUAGAAAAUCAGGAAUUAAGCUCUUUUGCAGUCAUAAAGUCAAAGUAUUCUAAAACUGAACUUAGUUUCUCUGGUAAAGAUCCUUUCUGAUAUGCUGAGGGCAAUGGAAGCAAACAUUUUACUGGAAGUUGGACAGAAAGCAAUGCUGGUAUGUAGCAACACACAUGAAAGAUGAUACCCUGCAUAAUAACAAAGAGUGGAUGGUAAUCUAAGAUUCCACAGAAAAGGUAAUAAAGAUGUAGUUUUAUUUCUCAUUCUAUCAGUCUAAGCAUCCAAACAAUGGACUUAAUUUGUGUAACUAUUACCAACAAAAUUUUAAGUAUGGUUUUGGUUCUUUUGUUAAAAAAAAGGCAAAAUAAAAGAAGUGGAAUCAAUUUUCUGAUAGUGUAGAUUCCAUUUAGGAUAAUGAUGAAAUAGAUGAAAAAUUUAUGCUUGCAGAACAGAACUUGUCAUUUUUCUAAACUUGUUUUUUCCUAUGAUGUCAACCCAUGUUCAACUUAUUAUAAAUAAAGUUCUUUGUAAUCACAUUUUUCAAAAGAAUGCAUGGUUGGUAACUCUCAUUAAUGUCUUUAAUUAAGAUCACUUUCAAAUGUCUAGGGCUGUUUUAUUUCCAUCUUUCAUUUAGUAACUGUUUCUAUAUUUAUCAGUAGGUUCAAUGCAGGAAAUUUUCUUUGACAUUACAUAGCAUUUAAUCUUCAUCAUGAUAUCACACACACACACACACACAAAAGUCCAAAAUAUGAGUUCUGAGUUGAGAUUUGUCCCAUUUUCCAUAAAUCUAUGUUCUAUGAUUGAGUUGGAUAUUGCCUUAGUCUAGCUGUUCUUAUUAAACACUUCUAAUGUGUAUAUUAAAUCUUAAUUAGUGUUUUACAUCUAUCAAAUUGAACUCUCACAAUAAUCUUUUGAGUAAUAUUGUUAUUGACCUCAGCACUAUGAAUGAGGAAACAGGAAAAUAUCUAACUCAAGGUCCCACAACAAGUAAUUUAGGCUAUGACAAACUCCCCUGGUGGCUAACCUUACUCAUACCAUCUGAUUGAAACUGACAUCUAUAAUCAUGGAGAUAAAUGGAAAGAUGGUUAAGUGUGGGUUUACUGUCAACAUAUUCUUGAUUACAGACAGUGGUGGCAAAACCUGGAAUAAAACUGCUGCUGCUGCUGCUAAGUCACUUCAGUCGUGUCCGACUCUGUGCGAUCCCAUAGAUGGCAGCCCACCAGGCUCCCCAUCCCUGGGAUUCUCCAGGCAAGAACACUGGAGUGGGUUGCCAUUUCCUUCUCCAAUGCAUGAAACUGAAAAGUGAAAGCGAAGUCGCUCAGUCGUAUCAGAAUAAAACUGAGGCCUGGCUAACUCUAAAACACAUGCACUUUCCACUCUAUUUUGUUUUGUUCUAUUCUGGAAGCUUAUUCUGAAAGAAUAACACCACAGUUUAUUGGUAGGAAAAUAGGCCCUGCUUCAGUGGCACAUGUGUGCAUGCU
This is a messenger RNA of Bubalus bubalis (water buffalo), 2579 nucleotides long. It is a transcript of the gene IZUMO3, whose product is annotated as IZUMO family member 3. Lineage: Eukaryota; Metazoa; Chordata; Mammalia; Artiodactyla; Bovidae. The coding region runs from base 331 to 1053 and encodes 240 amino acids. The record is from RefSeq and is a predicted model, not a curated record. The transcript has 7 exons.